AUGAUUUAUAUUCCAUUCUUCAACGUGUUUCCAGAGGAUUGGAUCUGCCCUUUCAGCUGUUUGCACAGGUUGGCUUUAUAUGUGAGGACAAGGCUAUGUGGCCUAGUCCAAGGGAGGGUGCCAAAAGUGAAGAUCCUCUUUGUUGGCCCCAGUGAAGGUGGAAACUUGGAAAACUCCUCGUCAGAGAGCACCGAAGGCAUUGGUAGUUAUCUCCCAACACAUGCAGUAAGGAUCCUGGAAUACGAGAAGCCAGAUUUCAGGGGAAAUGGCAAAGGAGCAGGGUGUUGGAUUAAACUGUGGGAUUGUGGGGACGGGGAUAAAAAAUCCGAGACUUUCUGGCCAGCACUGAUGAAAGAUUCCCAUGGGGUCACUAUUGUUUUUGACCAAGGCUUGUCUGGCUAUGUGGAGAUUGAAAUGUGCCACUCUUGUUUUGUCCAGCAACAGCAGCUGCCAGAGAGCCAGUGCCUGCUCAUUUCACAUCACAAACCAGGCAGCGCAAUGAACCUGGGAAAUCUCACUUUGCCUCCACUGCUGAACAGGUUGCAGGUCGUCCACUCUGGCCUUGAAGAAGACCCUGGAGAUUGGAUGGAAUUCAUGAAGUUCCUCAGUGGCAUUAUCAAGUUGGGAGAUGAGAACUGA
Molecule: messenger RNA, 639 nt
Organism: Lacerta agilis (Sand lizard)
Lineage: Eukaryota; Metazoa; Chordata; Lepidosauria; Squamata; Lacertidae
Product: intraflagellar transport protein 22 homolog
Source: RefSeq, a predicted model, not a curated record